Molecule: messenger RNA, 693 nt
Organism: Trichoderma citrinoviride
Lineage: Eukaryota; Fungi; Ascomycota; Sordariomycetes; Hypocreales; Hypocreaceae
Exons: 3
Coding region: 1-693 (230 amino acids)
Source: RefSeq, a predicted model, not a curated record
AUGGCGGUGCCUGAAGAUCCAGAAACAGGGGACUUUGACCCUUCAACUCUGGCUCCGAAUUUCACGGGCCACCAGCUCUUUUACAUCUUUGGCGUACAUGGAGUUGGCGCUUUGAUCAUCUCCGGUGGCAUCAAUCUCGCUAUUGCGUAUGCCAUGUAUUCUACGCAAGACACAGCUACGAAACCCAUUCGGCUCUGGCAGCUUCCCAAUACGUUGGCGGGCGAUGCUGCUGUCACCAUGAUUAUACAGUGCAUCAUUACCUGGUUCGUCGAGCUUUUGAUUCUUCGCUUCGACCUCAGCCAGCGCUCCGUUCAACCCAUCGGCUUUAUUUCACGGCCUGCAAAUCCUUUGCUGCGAUGCUUCUUCUUUCUUCCGCGAGACUCGACAGCUGAGGCCAAGACGCAGCCUCGGCCAUGGUCGUUGGUUGAAGUCAUUCAGCAGGCUCUGAGAGGGUUCUGUUUCGCUGUAGCGGGCUUUCUGUUGCUGUGGCCCGUCUUCGUGGGCGUAUUGACGGCUUUCGGCGACAAGGAGGGCGGCGAUUAUUACUAUCAUCGAAAAUGGGUGCCCGAGAUCUUCAAGCUGGUCUUGGGUGGAGUUCUGGGGCUGCUCACGACGCCGUGGAUGGCGAUGUUUUGGCUGGUCAAGGCUGGGUGGGAGGAGACGAAGGAUGUUCCGGUGAUUGCGGAAGUAUAA